This is a messenger RNA of Columba livia (rock pigeon), 4441 nucleotides long. It is a transcript of the gene CCDC33, whose product is annotated as coiled-coil domain containing 33. The transcript is spliced from 23 exons. Gene Ontology annotation, cellular component: peroxisome. The record is from RefSeq and is a predicted model, not a curated record. Lineage: Eukaryota; Metazoa; Chordata; Aves; Columbiformes; Columbidae. Bases 298 to 3588 code for a protein of 1096 amino acids.
ACUGGAGUUCAAAGCCCUGGACAUUGCACAGGGGCAGGAAAGCUCUCAGCAUCUCCCCUUGGCACCAAGGAUGGUUUUUCAGGGACAGGGAUUUCCUUGCCUUUGAAAGCCGCCUGUGGAGAUGUGAAGUCAACACGUACCCAGGGGCACCCCCAGGCAUUUUCUUUCCGGAGAGGAGAAGGCGAGAGCAGCAGCAGAGCCAGCUUGGCUCAGCAACCCACCCCAGGCUUGCUCCAGGGCACAGAUCUGCAGAAACCCAGCAAGGAGGUGUCACCUCCAGACCCCUCCUCUGUCCCCAUGGCCAGGGAGCCUCGCAUCCCCCCCGCCCUGCAGCGUUCCCGGCUGAAGGCUGAGGAGAAGACCCUGGAUUUUGACUUUGAGCUGGUCAGUGCCCAGUUUAACCAGCACGGCCAGUACGCCCUGCGGCUCACCGUGGAGAACCCGCUGCUGCAGGGCUCCGGUGCUGGCAUCCAGCUCCGCAUCGGCAGUGGGGAGGUUGUCCAGAGCAGCACCGGCACCACUGACAUCAUCGAGCAGAGCGACCUCGACCAGAUCUACUCCUUCCAGAGGAGGAGAUUCAUCUUCACCCUGCCUAGAGGUUUCUGCAAGAACGACAAGAACCAUGACGUUCGGCUGCACAUCGAGGCCCUGCGCUCCCCUGGGAGGGCAGAGACAACAAGGAGGAGGAAGAGCAGGCUGGUGGGUGAAGCCUUCUUCGCCAUCUACCCUCGGCCCAACCAGCCCCGGCUGAAGCUCUCGGCCAGAAGGGACGAGGACUGGUACCGCUACAGCACAGUGCUGGCCUUGCUGCGGGUGGGCAGCCAGCAGCCAGCCAUGCACUGCGGCCGCCUGGCCGUCACCGUGUCCCUGCGGGAGCACCGGCCACCUGCCACACAGCCAUCACCCACACCGGUGUCCACCGGCGCCCAGGACUGGGACCAGCAAGCAGCAGCAUCCUCACCCCAGGACGUUCCUGUCCCCAGCCACUUGUGCCGUACGCCCGAGUCUGCUUAUCACUCACUGCCCACCGAGAGCCGUGCCCGCUCCAUUGAGAGACUGCAGGCUGACCCUGUGCUCAGCUCCUCCCCGGAGCUACUGGGUGACUUGGCAGCCGAGCACGAGCAUCCUUCCUCCUCCUCCUCCUCGCUGCCUGUCCCUGCUACCACCAGCCACAACAGCUUCCACCUCUUCUCGCCAAGCCGAACCCCGGAUCUGUCACCCUCACCAGCACAGGUCUCUGAGUCCCCCACUGGGAUGGACGAGCCCAGGCACACCCUGGGGGUUGGCGGGGGACACAUGGCCUGUGCGGGGAAGGAAGCCAUUACUGUCACCCUCCACAGUGCCACCAAUCUGCCAGCCACACGGGAGGGCCAGGUGCCGUGGCCAUACGUUGUCAUUAAGACCAGCGGAGGGGACGAGAAGGCGGAGGUGACUCGUGUGUCCUCAGUGCCCACCCACACACCCUCCUGGGAGGAGGAGGUGACAGUGGAAAUAGAUGCUGAAGAUGCGGGCUGGGCAGCCCUGAACCUCACAGUAGCAGACAAAGCCACCAAGGAGGUGUUGAGGACCUUCCAGCUGCCAGUGCAACACCUCCAGCCCUUCCAGCCCCACCGCUGCAGGCUGGUGCUGCCGAGGAAGCAGGACCCUGUAGGGACUGUUCUGCACGUCACUGUCACCCGCAAAGGGAGCUGCAUCCCUCGCUACCAGGGACUGAGCUACGUGGCCUUGGAGGUGCUGCUGCGGGGGCUGUCAGCCCCCCUGGCCACCCGCCAUGAGGCCCUUGUCGCAGUGGCCAGAGUUGUGACCAAUGUUCAGGAGUACAAGUACCGCAUGGAGAAACGUCCCAUGGCCUGUCCUGACAUCACCCCCACCACCGUCACCUUCCCAGACCCUCCAGCAUCAGCCUUCAGCAUCUCCCACUCUGUCAACCAUGGCUGCCCACAGAUGUCCCGACCAGCCGGACCCUCAGAGCAGUUGACCUGGGACGCAACCUUCCUAUUCCAAGGCCGGGAUGGAGCCACCAUCUUCUCUGAAGACACCGCUUUGACCAUUGAAUAUUAUCCGUACAAAGCCAUAUGGGAUGCUCCAGGCACCCUGGUUCCUGUGGGAUACUCGGUGCUGCCCCUCACCAGCCGCAUUUUCCGGGAGCUGACGGUGCAGAGUGGUGGGAUGUGCCUGGAUGGCCUCACCAUACAGGGCACAGACCUCAAAACCACGAGUGGGUCCAUCCCAACCGUGAGGCUCUGCCUGCGGCUCCUUCACUCAGAGAGACCGGGGAUGUUCCUGACCCCAUCAGCCAGCGAUGCUCUCCCCAAAUUGGACCCCGCCACUUUCACACUCGGGAGGGAUGAAAAGCCACGGGCAGCCCCCAUGUGCCCAUUUUAUCACCAGCUCCACCAAGACGCCGUGUCCCUCCCAGCGGCUGAUGCCGUGGCCAGCAUCUUGCCUGGAAAACAACUGUUCCCACGUGGGACAGGAAUGUCACCAGAAAAGCUGAGGUCGCAGGAGGUCACCGGGGACAAGCAGAAGAUGGUGACCGCUGGCGACACUGGAGGAGAGUGGGACGUUAGGAACAGUGAAGGGGACCAAAGCCAGGCUGAAAUCAACUCUACACUGCCAGGGGUGGGCAGGUACCAGCUGGCGCUGAGGCGGAUGGCGGGGGACCUCCUGUCCCUGCGCCAGCGCGUCACCAGCCUGGAGGUGGAGAAUGGGCAGCUGCGGCACAGCCUGGCCUGGCAGGAGGAGCUGGGCCAGGAGCUGCUCAGCGAUGUGGACCUGGACGUCAUGACCCGGGAGGAGCUGCUGGACAGGCUUGCCACCCUCAAGCGUAAGCUGGUGGCCAGCACAGCAGAGAUGAGGAGGCUGAAGGACCGUGUCCAGCAGCUGCAGAAUGAGCUGAUCCAGAAAAACGACCGGGAGCAGGAGCUGGUGCUGCUGCAGCAAGCCCACCGGCAGCAGCGAGCCCGGCUGAGGAGCUGUCAGGAGAAGGUGGCCAAGACCAAGGGCCUGGAGGAAACGGUGCAGCAGCAGGAGAAGGUGAUCGAGGCGAUGGAGCGGGUGCUGCAGGAGAAGCUCAGCAGGAGCACUGCGAAUUCAGGGGGCGCAGUCCUCUCCGGGGAGGUGUAUGCCGUGCUGCUGGCUGAGAACCGUCGGCUGCGGGAGGAGCUGGCCAGGCCCCCCCAACCCUCGCCCCCUGUCGCCCCACGGCCCCAAGCCUUGCCGGGUGUUUUUGGGGGUGCGGAGAAGCUGGCACUGCUGGCCAGGCUGGAGGAGGCACAAGCCCGCGGGCGGGUGCUGGAGAGGCAGCCAGCCUGGUUUGGGUCUGUCCCAGCUGGCAGAGGCAGCGAGGAGCUGGGGCCGGGAGAAGCAGGAGCUGGGCACGCGGCUGUUGGAGCGGGAGCACGGCUUCCCCCACGCCCCCGCCAUGACUGCCAUGGCCCCCCAGAGAAGACCCCAGACCCUACCCCCCUUGCCCUGACCCCCACCAAGCAAGAGGGACAGAGAAACCUGCUGCUGCCAAAAGGACCUGGUGCUUUUUUUCGCGAGAUGAAAUUACAGAGUAAAUCAGAGGCGAAGCAAAAACGUUAGAGGGCAUCGAGGGAGCGUCACCGUGGUCCCUGGUGUCACCCUUUGGGGGUGACCUGGGGACCCCCAAACAGCUGGAGGGGUACAGCAGCACCCACCCCGCAUCCCCUUGGUGAGGCUCCGGUUUAUCUCCCUCGUGGUGUAAGCACAGCCUUAAGCGGGCUGGAGCGAAGGCCAGGAUGUGCCAAGCCAAGGCUGUGGCCGUGAAAGCAUCCCAGCUGUCCCCAAAAUCACCCCCUGGGGCUGUGAGGAGCCGAAAGCGCCUGCCGGGCUGUUGGGGUGUCCCCCAAAGCGAAAGCAGCUGGGGGUCGCCCCGGAUUGGGCCUCUCACGCCUGGGACUCGAGCGGCCGUAAGGUCAGGUAGAUGGGUUUGUCCGGGAUCAGGAUGAGAUCAAACUUAGUCCCGACUUCCACCGCUCGCAUAGUUUCGAUCUUGAAGUUCUCCAGGAUCUGGGAUGGAGGAGGAAAGAAAAAAAAAAGCAGAUGGAAAACUCUGGAGGUACCAACACCCGUGUGCCACCUCCCCAGGGGCACGGCGUCCCCGGCGUGCCCGCAGCGGGAUGCUCACGUGCAUGAGGAAGAGCUGCAUCUCCAGCUCGGCGAUGCGGCGGCCCAGGCACUGCCGGGGGCCGAACCCGAAGCUCAGCCCCUGGAAGUGCUUGGGGCCGGCUGCCAGCCAGCGCUGCGGGCUGAACUGCUCCGGCUUGGGGAAGACCUCAGCGUCCCGGCCCAUGGCGUAGAGACCCACCUGCACCAGCGUCUGCAGGGACGGGUCAUCGAGUCAGAGAAUCAUAGAAACAUUUUGAUUGUUGAGUCCAAACAUAACAAUUCUAGCACUAAACCACCUCCCUAAGAA